This is a messenger RNA of Macrosiphum euphorbiae (potato aphid), 477 nucleotides long. The record is from the annotation of a GenBank genome assembly. NCBI's taxonomy places the organism in Eukaryota, Metazoa, Arthropoda, Insecta, Hemiptera, Aphididae.
AUGGUACACAUCAGGACGAUUUUGAUGUUAUACAUUGCGAUUUUGGCCGUUGACAAUGUGCUAGUAGAUGCUGGAGAAGCAACGGAAAACAGGAAAGCAAAGUUGUCCGAACGUGCUGAGAUACACAAGAAUGCGUUAAGAUUACGAAAAGAUGAUUUAGAAAAAAAAUUUGGAUCAAUGUCGCCGUCGGUCAAGAAUGAACUAACCCAAAUUAAUUACAUUAUAAUCGACCAUAUCAUCGAAAAUAAAUCAUUCCCAAAGUAUUUGAAAAAUGUGUUUUCCAUAUUAAAAAAAUACGCAGUGAGACAACUUAAUACAAGAUAUGAUAAACUUAAAGAUAUUUAUAAAAAAUGGGAAAAACAAAAUUUCCCAGACAAGAAAAAGAAAGCUCAAGCUUUAAAAAUACUGGAGAAGCAAGCAAAAGAAAAGAAAGCUUUGCAAAAAAAGAAUGAAAAGAAGCUACAGAAAAAUAAAUAA